AUGCGGGGCUCUGCCAGGUGCGACCAACCUUUCCCUAGCUACUCGUGGGAACAACAUGAAUACAAAAAACAAAAAAAUCCAAAACCAAAUUUCGAGGCUGGACCAAAACCGGAGGAUGGACAAGGACUACCUCAGAAAAAUCGGCCUAAACGCCGCAGAAUUUGCGGCGCAGAGGUAAAAAGAAGGAGGAAAGCUAGAGAGGCAAUGGGAAAAGCACCCACGGGAGCAGCUCAUAUCACUCCAGCCCCUCCCAAAACAAAGGUGAAGGUGCCCACAUCGGAGGCUGACAACGGUUCCACCCCCAAAAGAGGACAGGGACCAACAGCCCCCUAUGUGAAGCGCCUUCAUCCAAGUACCUCCAUGGAUGGCACUCUGAGGAAGCAUAAGAAGUCACGAAGUGGUGGAAACGCCGCUACGCAUUCACAAAGCUUCGCGGAAGCCGCCUUAAGACAUCUUAAGGUCGCUAUUAUAGAUAAGGUAAACCCGUAUGGAAAGGUCACUGCUGACCGGGAAAACCUUAUUAAAUGCAGCCUGAUCGAGAAAUUGGACAGAACAACCUUGUCCACCUCCAGCAGCCAGUCUGAUGACGAUGGGGCGUUGGCAUGGCUGGAAAAGGCUACAGCUGAUCUCAAACCGUGGGAGGAAGCAUCACUGGUUGUAGUCAGUCAGGAUAAGCUCCCAAAACUUACCAAAGCCUCUCUAUGGAUCCCGGGGGAUGCUAAUCACACCUCUAAUGACCCAGAAAGAGGGCUGCAGAGGUUAACGGCGCAAAAUCCAGACAUGGCAAUUGCGAGAUGGUGCAACUUCCACCAUGAGGUAAAAAAGGAUCCUAAAGGACACCUGUUUGUCUUCGGAAUCGGAGACGACGAGAUGGCUGUCCUUAGGAAAAGGGCAAUGAGGCUGAGCUACACAUUCACCUCAUUGACUCUAAAAGCAAGCGCCAACAAAGUAAAGGACACCUCCUCGGAACCAGGAACCUCAGACACUCAGCAGCCGACGUCGGUUGUUGAGCCUGAGAUACCCCUAUUCCCACAGCAGGGAGAAGAUCAUCAGAUGAUGGUCGAGAACUCUGAAGAGGAGGCUCCGAAACGAGACGUCGGAAAAAAUAAGGUUACUAUUAUUCAACGCAACCUCCAACACAAAAAGGUGGCAACGGCGACACUAUGUCUCCGCCUGGAUGUAACGGAGGAUGCAAUAGCACUAAUCCAAGAACCUUGGAUAAUUAAGUCCAAAAUAACUGGUCUUAGCAGUUUAAAUGUUCAAAUUCUCAGCAUACCAAAUCAACAACCGAGAACAGCAAUAUAUGCUCCCAGAAAAAUCAAAGCCUCGUCCAUGGCGCAUUUUUGCAUCUCAGACGUAACUGCGGUUAAAGUGAAAUGCCCAUGGGGAGAGGGCAAAAAUAGAGAGUUGAUACUAGCAUCGGUCUACCUACCCUCAGAUGUAGCCACCCUACCACCAACAAAGGAAAUGGAAGAUCUGGUAGACCAUUGUCUCAGUCAGAAGGUAGAACUUAUUAUCGGCUGCGAUUCGAACUCUCACCAUUUAGGCUGGGCAGCAGAGAUAACAACGCUCGAGAGUUUACAAAACUCUGCAGACAAAGAGCUGCUUAGAAAACGUUCUGUGAGGAAAUCGAAGAAGACUCCCCGCAGGCUUCCAGGCUACAAAAAGCGCUCUCAAAGGACCCACAUCGGCAUAUUAACGAAGGAAGAUGGAAACAAAACUUCCAACCUUUGCGAAAGUGCUGAGGUCCUGAUGAAAACACACUUUCCCGGUUCUAGUGUCUCAACAGCACCAAACUGGAUGGAAGAAGAAAUCAUACCGUCAAUAAACGACUGGCAUCUCUCCAGAACAAUAAUUAAUGAGGAAAAGACCAAUGCUAACUUACGGAGCUAUUGCUUCGGUACCAAAAGUGCUACAAGCAACAGCGAUAAACAAACUAAACCAUAUUCAACGGAUGACUUGCAUAAAUAUAACAGGUGUCAUGAAAACAACACCAACUGCUGCAAUGGGAUCAUUGACAUCACGCCUCUAGAUAUAUAUGUCCAAGAGGUGACGCUAGUGACAAUGAUGUGA
Molecule: messenger RNA, 2073 nt
Organism: Diabrotica balteata
Lineage: Eukaryota; Metazoa; Arthropoda; Insecta; Coleoptera; Chrysomelidae
Source: the annotation of a GenBank genome assembly